AGCAGCUCAGAGAACUGAGAGUCAGAAGCAGUGAGUGAAUGAGUUGAGAGAGACAGAGCAAGGGAGAGAGAGAGAGAGAGAGAGAGAGAGAGAGAGAGAGAGAGAGAGAGAGAAACUCCUCCUUUUCUUUCGAAGUCAAGGUUUUAGCCACUUAUCAUUUGCAUACCAGAGAAACCUUUUUAACAAGCUAAAGGCAGGAGGCUUGUGCUGCGGCUCAUUCUGAAGAUCUACCUGUAAGAGGUGGUGAACUGCUGUGGCUUCAUGCGUGGGCUUAUCACUUUGGAUGAACUGCAGCUGAGAGGAGCGUGCAUCGGAGAUAUACUCGUGACGUUUCCUUUCUGGUGCUGCUGUCACUAAGAAAUUUUAUCCCAUUUUAUCUUUCGCUGUGUGUUUUACCAGGAAAAGAAGACAUUCCUCAGCACGUCGCCACUGCAAAGUUAGCCUCGCAGAGCUCUCCUUGACAAGCAGCUGUGGUCACCGAGAGGUCUGAAGGCUCUUGGUUCUUUGUAAUCGCUGACUCUGGUUGCCAUGGACCACCUUCUCACCACCUGGCUCCUGGUCCUUUCCCUGUGGAGCUUCAGUGCCAGAGGUCAUCAGCAGAAUGCCCCGCGGGUUUAUCUGAACUUUAAAGAGCUACAGCAUUCAAACACAGCACGCCACUACACCCUCCUGCAAAACACCACCGACUACCGCAUCCUGCUAAUGGAUGAAGAUCACGACCGCAUGUACGUGGGCACCAAGGACUACAUUGUCUCGCUGGACCUCCACAACAUCAACCGGGAGCCUCUAUUAAUUCACUGGUCCGUCAGUCAGCAACGACGAGAUGAAUGCGUUCUUUCUGGUAAAGAUCAGAACGGUGAGUGUGCAAAUUUCAUCUGCCUCAUUGAGCCUUGGAACCGUACACACCUAUAUGUCUGUGGAACUGGAGCUUAUCAUCCUGUUUGCACCUAUGUCAACAGAGGGCGCAAGGCAGAGGUUUCCCUGCUGUACCCACUGUUCACUGGAUGGCAGGAUUACAUCUUCCAUCUGGAGCCAGGAAAAGUUGAAUCAGGGAAGGGCAAGUGUUCCUAUGAUCCCAAGCUCGACAGUGUGUCAUCAUUAAUUAACGGAGAGCUCUAUGCAGGUGUCUACAUCGACUUCAUGGGAACGGACGCAGCCAUCUUCCGCACUAUGGGCCAGCAAACAGCCAUGAGGACCGACCAGUACAAUUCUCGUUGGCUGAACGACCCAGCGUUUGUCCAUGCCCAGUUAAUCCCAGACAGCAGCGAGAAAAAUGAUGAUAAGCUCUACUUCUUCUUCCGGGAGAAAUCAAGUGACUCUGGGAGUUCAGCCAUCCACUCGCGGAUAGGAAGGAUCUGUCUGAAUGAUGACGGAGGUCACUGCUGUCUUGUCAAUAAAUGGAGCACGUUCCUCAAAGCUCGACUCAUCUGUUCAGUCCCAGGCCCUGAUGGAAUUGAAACACACUUUGAUGAACUCCAGGACAUCUUUGUUCAGCAGACCCACGAUGCAAAGAACCCAAUCAUCUACGCAGUGUUCUCAGCCUCAGGAUCAGUCUUCAAGGGGUCAGCUGUGUGUGUCUACUCGAUGACCGACAUCCGCACCGUCUUCAAUGGGCCCUUUGCCCACAAGGAAGGGCCGAAUUACCAGUGGAUGCCUUACACCGGGAAGAUACCGUACCCCAGGCCUGGCACUUGUCCCGGAGGCACCUUCACACCUUCAAUGAAAUCUACAAAAGAUUACCCCGAUGAAGUGAUCAACUUCAUGCGGAACCACCCCAUCAUGUAUAAUGCCAUCUACCCAGUGCACAAGCGCCCUCUGGUGGUCAGAACCAAUGUGGACUAUGAAUUCACCACCAUCACCGUGGACCAGGUGGAUGCAGCAGACGGACGAUAUGAGGUGCUUUUCCUUGGCACAGAUCGGGGAACAGUGCAGAAAGUGAUUGUGUUGCCCAAAGAUGACAUGGAGACUGAGGAGCUUAUUCUUGAAGAAGUCGAGGUUUUCAAGAUGCCGACCCAAGUAAAGACGAUGAAGCUCUCCUCCAAAAGGCAACAGCUGUACAUUGGCUCUGCUUUGGGCAUCACCCAGGUUGCCCUUCACCGUUGUGACGUUUACGGAGAGGCAUGUGCAGACUGCUGCCUCGCCAGAGAUCCGUACUGUGCCUGGGACGGCAAGGCUUGUUCCCGAUAUCUGGCAUCAUCCAAAAGGCGAAGUCGAAGGCAGGAUGUGCGGCAUGGCAACCCAAUCCGACAAUGCCGAGGUUACAACUCCAAUGCUAAUAGGAAAACAGCAGAGACAGAACAGUACGGUGUGGAAGGCAGCGGCACAUUCCUGGAGUGCCAACCUAAAUCCCCUCAAGCCAGUAUAAAGUGGGUGCUACAGCGACAUGGCAGUGACCGGAAGAAAGAGAUUAAAACAGACGAGCGGCUCCUCAGAACAGACCAGGGUCUUCUCCUCCGAUCCCUGCAGAUGGCAGAUGCCGGGAUGUAUCAGUGCACCGCCACAGAGAACAACUUCAAGCACAUCCUGGCACGGGUGCACCUCCGGGUCCUGAACAAUGACACAGUUAAUGCCGUGCUCUCACAAGGUGGGCUCUCGCCAGGUGUCGCCAACUUGCAUGUUGGCAGCCCCGGAACCUCUAGGAGCCCAAACCCGGGGUACAAGGACUUGCUCCAGCUACUGAGCCAACCGGAAAUGGGACUCAUCAACCAGUACUGCGAGGACUAUUGGCAGCGGCCAGCCAACAUCCAGAAGGAAAACCUGAACAAGCAGCUCAAAGUGAAGCCCAUCAGAGAACAGAAAAAACCCCGAAACCGCAGAAAUCACCACACAUCCCCUCUCCAGCAGACAUGAAGUUCUGAGAGAUUAGAAUUUCUUUAAUAUAAAGUAUAACUACCCUUACAACAGACAGUAUUUAUUGUAGGCUGUAUAUAGUAUGAUAAUUCAACCUCCUUGUACUUACAACAAAGUCCCUAUGACAUUAUGUAUGAUAUAUAGGUACUUAAAGUGGGAGCAGUAUUCCCCUGAAUUGUCCCAUAACUUUAAGGCAUUGUAAAGUAUCUUGGUUGUACACUGAGCACUGGGUCUAUCAGUUAUUGCUUUAUCCUGUGUUUCUAGAAUAUUGGCUCUAGAUAAGCAGGGACCCAAAGCUCCAGGGGUCAUAUGGGUUCAAGGGAAAUUACAUAAUGUGGACAAGAUGGAUGGGUCAUCAAUCAGUAAGGAUGCAUUUGAGCAUCUGUUUGUCAUUUUUUGUCCCCUUUCCAUUCCAAUACCCAAAACAUUAAAUAGUCCACCAGCUCCCUUCCCUUAAAGGGAGUCAAAAAUAAAUUCAUAUCGUCUAGAAAAAAAAAUCUUCAGUCACUACAGUCCUUGGCCUGAACCCCCAAACUUAGCCCUGCAUGAGCUGUUUGGACUGACCCUUUACAGCUGCUGUCAUGGUAUAUUAGCUGAGACUUUUCCUUCAGACCAUGGGAGAUCCAAGCAUGGAGACCUCAGCAUCCACUUUCCCCAUCCCCCUCCCACCAUUCCUGUGUUGCUGCACCAAAUGGGGCAGAACUCCAGAAUUUCCAGGAAUUUCCAGCUUUGCUACUGCAGAACCACAGCAGAAGUUAGAGUGCUGGGGAAGGUGGGGUGCGGGAGAAGGGGGUUAAUGGUUAGACUGUGGCCUUUUUGCUUGGAUGCUGAAACCAACUUCUCUACGACAAUGUAAAGUUUAGAUCCAGAGGCUUAAAAAAAUGGGAGAUGAGGAGAUGAACAGAAAUCCUCCAAAAGGGAAUACGCAUAAUAUCACAAAAUAUUUCCUUCUACCUGCCAUGCAGCGAAUAAAAAACACAAUUCCUUUUAGAACACAUCACAGAGUGUAAAUGCUGUUCGUUGAACGUUGUUCCUCAGCUGAAUUACACAGAAUUAUAGGCAAUGCACAAGCUCAGGAACAAAGCUUUGUAUCUAAUAGUCCACGCCAGCAUUUCUGUUCUGUUUAAAACCUCAUCCCGUAUCCUGCACAGUAUUCUGGAAGGCAACACACAAAAGAUAAUUGGCUGAGAAUUUCCAAGCAGAAGUACAGCUACAGGAAGAUGAUAGACAGCACCAGCAAGUGUGCAGGCUCUAUAGCAUUAAGUUAUCAUUGCCUCAAUUCAGGUGAAUAGGGAGCUUCCUUAACAAUUAUUCAGUCUCAUCUGUAGAUUUUUUAAACUUGCAUUGUAUUUUAUAUUAGAAUGCAUUAAUAGUUAAUAAUGGUCUACACCCAGACUGCUCUUUGUUUUUACUUUUACUGUCAUAAAUUAAAUAGCUUUGGAAGAAAAGGUUGUAUAAUUUGUUAAAGUUGGUCGUGUUUUUUUUAAAUGAAACUUUUUGUUGUUGGUGCUGUUACUUUUAUUAAAAGAAUAUUAAAAACCUAAAUUGUGUGCUGGCAAAAUGUGCAUCAACAAUUCCUUCCCAUGGUGCAUUUCUCCAGUAAUGGUAUAUAAUAUAUUCUGUGAUGUCACUUAACCCGGCUUCUAAUAUUUGUUUUUUAAAGGAAGCAAGUUUAUUUUUAAUAACUUUAUUAAACUUGGCUCAAAUGUCAGUGAACAUAUAUUCUGUUAUAUGUAAAUAAUUGUAAAUCUACGGAAAGAAAGGUUCUUGAGUGUAUUUGUCAUUCAUGUUUGGUGCACCUGACAGUGGAGUGAAAAACACAGAGUUCCUGUGGAUAAAAGCAAACCAA
Pristis pectinata (smalltooth sawfish) is the source of this 4699-nucleotide messenger RNA. RefSeq names its product sema domain, immunoglobulin domain (Ig), short basic domain, secreted, (semaphorin) 3Fb (gene sema3fb). The coding region runs from base 529 to 2850 and encodes 773 amino acids. Gene Ontology annotation, biological process: negative regulation of axon extension involved in axon guidance; positive regulation of cell migration; axon guidance. The record is from RefSeq and is a predicted model, not a curated record. The transcript has 19 exons. Gene Ontology annotation, molecular function: chemorepellent activity; semaphorin receptor binding. NCBI's taxonomy places the organism in Eukaryota, Metazoa, Chordata, Chondrichthyes, Rhinopristiformes, Pristidae.